Messenger RNA from Pristis pectinata (smalltooth sawfish), 4092 nucleotides. Its product is annotated as collagen alpha-1(XVII) chain-like. Bases 115 to 2907 code for a protein of 930 amino acids. The transcript is spliced from 36 exons. The record is from RefSeq and is a predicted model, not a curated record. NCBI's taxonomy places the organism in Eukaryota, Metazoa, Chordata, Chondrichthyes, Rhinopristiformes, Pristidae.
CCGUCGGGUCAUCCAGGGAUUCCCGGACAGGAUGGGCAGAAGGGCCAAAAAGGAAGCACAGGAGAACACGGGGAGAAGGGAGCAAGAGGUCCUCCUGGUGAUUCUGGGUACACUAUGAAGGGCGAGAAGGGAGAGAGAGGGGACGCGGGUAUGCCAGGACUCCCAGGAAUGAAAGGUAUGAUGGGACAACAUGGUCCUCCUGGCCCACAAGGUUCUCCCGGAACACCAGGCUUCAAAGGCGAUCAUGGAUCUCCAGGUCCCAAAGGUGACAGAGGGUUAAACGGCUUUCCUGGAGCCAAAGGUGACACAGGAGAGCGAGGACCUCGCGGGGUACAGGGUGAGAGCGGUCUGAGGGGGCUGCCUGGGGCCUCGGGAGAGCCCGGACAGAAGGGAGCGACCGGUGCUACCGGUGCAGACGGUCACCGCGGUUCCCGAGGUGAACCAGGACCUCGAGGGUUACCAGGAAUGCCAGGAGACCCCGGCCCCCGUGGGGAACCCGGAGCUCCAGGGAGGAUCAUCAGUGCCGGAGGUUCAGAGAAGACGCUGGCUGUACCAGGACCUCCCGGACCACCAGGACCACCUGGACCCCCUGGCAGAGCAGGUGAGAGUAUCGUUGGACCACCAGGUGCUGAGGGACCUGCAGGCCCGAAAGGUUCCUCAUUGGCUGGACCUCCUGGACCGCCAGGACCACCGGGACCCCCAGGAGUCCAGGGAUACAAAGGUGAUCCCGGCCAACCGGGGCUGUCGGUCGCCACACGUGGUGGAGAGUCAUUCACUCACGGACCCCCAGGACCCCCCGGACCCCCCGGCCCUGCAGGGCCCCCAGGAGCCCCCGGACACAAGGGCGACAGAGGAGAAGUCGGAACCCCCGGUGCUCCUGGUAUUCCUGGACGAUCGGCUCGAGUUACUGGCACCAGCAGAGGGUUCCAAGGACCCCCAGGACCUCCUGGCCCCCCUGGACCUCAAGGACCACCGGGGGAUUCUGGUUUGGGCUCCAGGACCAACAUCCGACAGGUAGUGAUGGAGACCCUGCAGACCGAGGGUUUCCAGAGGUCAAUUCCUGGCCCCCCAGGACCACCCGGACCCCCCGGACCCCAGGGGGAGCGCGGCAGCCUGGGACGGCUCCAGUACUCGGAGAUUUCCAGCCACGUCGUCAACUAUUUGAGGAAUUCGGGGCUCAGUGUGGGAGAGCGAGGUCCUCCCGGACCACCCGGGCCUCCAGGGAGACUGUCGAGCGCUGACUUGACCAUCUAUCUGCAGAGUGAGGACGUCCAGCGAUACCUGCGAGGACCCCAGGGACCCCCUGGAGCGCCGGGCCCUCGAGGAGAUGGGAUAAGUCAUGCCGAGCUGGAGGCCUACGUCACAGAUUACAGCAGAAGUUGGGUGGCGGGAUCGGGACGACCUGGACCCCCAGGACCCCAAGGACCUCCAGGCCCCCCAGGCUCCCUCUCGGUGACCGGGGAUCUCUCCGUCCUGCUGCAGGAUGAGAACGUUCGGAGGUAUCUGAUGGGCCCUCCUGGCCCCCCGGGUCCACAGGGUCCAGCCGGGCGCCCGGGCUACGCGGAGAGUGAGAGAGUGACCAACAUCCGGCUGGAUUACAGGGACAUCGUCGCCCGGCUGCAGGAGUACCUGAGGAGUUCCGGGACAAGUCUCGGAGUACGUGGACCCCCUGGACCCCCAGGAGCGCCUGGGACACCUGGUUCUGUGUCCAGCAGUGAACUGUUGGCUCUGCUGCAGAGCUCAGAGUUCAGCGGGAUGAUCGGACAACCUGGUCCCCCUGGACCACCAGGUUUACCAGGACCCAUUGGACCUCCCGGUCUCGGAGGAGGGAACCUCCGCGUGGAAGAUGUUGUCACCUACAUUCAGAAUUCAGGAUACAGUGUGAGAGGCCCUCAGGGUCCCCCCGGACCUCCUGGGCCCCCAGGAAGCAGGUUCGAUUCCCAGGACCGUCAACAACUCAAGAGCGAGAUUAUCGAUUAUUUCUCAAGUGACAGAAUGAGGCCGUACAUCACGGGACCACCAGGCCCCCCAGGUCGAGUUGUAUACUCCGAACUAGCUCCACGACUUGUCCGGUACAUGCGAGAGAACGGGCUGAUCGACUCCCGUGUCCUCAGCAGUGGGGGCUCAGGGCGACAUGGAGUCCUGUGGCAGGAGAGAACCUACAACAAUGGCACGGACUUCGAGGAGUACAUGAAGGAUAACGGCUGGACUGUGCGCACAUCCCACACCUCAUCCCGAAACCCGGGUGUGCCUGGGGCAACCGAGUGGCUUCAGUUUGGCUGGGAGAAAGUGUUCAAUGGGAAUAGGACGGCAUAUGAGGAAUACCUGAGAGACAACGGCUGGACAGUGCACACAGCCCAUGGCUCAGGGGCGUCCGACUGGGAGAAAGUGUUCAAUGGCAACAGGACGGCGUAUGAGGAAUACCGGAGAGUGUAUGAAGCAGCGGGAGCCGGGGGCGAGCGGACACUCACCGGGGGCGAGCGGACACUCACCGGGGGCGAGCGGACACACUCCGGGGGCGAGCGGACACACUCCGGGGGCGAGCGGACACUCACCGGGGGCGAGCGGACACUCACCGGUACUCGAUCCCACCGCACGUUCUCCAGCUCCUCCAACCAUUUGGGUGGGUCUGGAGCUCGGGGUGUGGCUGAAUCUUCGCAGACUUCGUCCCAGCGAUCGGCUGCCUCUGGGUCAUCACAGUCAUCAGGUGGGGUGUGGGACGAGGAAACCUACAGGAACGACCCACAGCUGGAGGAGCUGAUGAAAGCAACGCUCGGGGACUCUUACUCUGCGUGGCUGUCGGACACAAGUGCAGGACAGCGGCUUGAGAAGGAGCGACAGCGGAAAGCUGAAGGUUACACUUCACACAGGCGAAGCCACAAGAAGCGAGCAGCUGCCCUCAAGUAGUGCACCGUGGAAGAAAGCACUCGGGCGGUGGUCUGCUCCUGAACCCGCUCUCCAACACAGCAGCUUAACGUCAGAGAAAAACGCAUGCCUAUUUCUACUUUUGAGGCCUUUUGUAAUGCAGUGGGUUCUACUACCCUCCCAUCUUAGUCUGGGCUUCUAACUAUCCAAUGGAAACGGGUGGACACUGACUGAUCUUCCUUACUGCCCAGUGACCUGCAGCGCGGGGUCACUAUGACAUUGACCACUGACCAAUGAUAACGAGGCAAACUGCUGUCCUACAUCACCCCCAACGACCCAGGGGAUCAGUGUGGGACAUCAGCAGGUGAAGAGCCACCUUCCCCCCUCCCCCACAAGCCAACACUGCUGCUCCCAGUGCAGGGAAGGGCCAAGACUUCACUCUCCCCCAAUCCCAUCCCCACACUGUGCAGACAAAGCACCCGACUUCAGGGGAAGACGGCCAGUGUGGAAUUCCAGUUCCUCAGCAGGUGGAGUCCCAGAACGAUGAGGGACAACAGUGAAUGGACCAGCAGAGUGGUGCAGAACACAGGGGAGUCUGGGACACCAACACCCAACCAGUACAAAGCAGCACUGUUUCCCACAGCCUCCCUCAGUCACUGGCCUCAGGCUGAGGAACGGGCAGGGUCUGCCUGCUUACACCAGCACUCACAGUAAGCAGGGGGCUGGCCUGAUUUUUCACUAAUGAGACAGUCUCCAACAGGGGAUGGUCAUUACACGGGGUACGUGGGAACAUUUUCCCGAGAGCAGUGAAUCCUCGGAAUUGUCCAGCCGCAUGGGUUGUGGAGCCUGAAUCAUUAGAAGUGUAUAAAGGGGAGGGAGAUAAAUGAUUGAAAGGUCAGGGAUUGAGGAACUGACAUGGAGGAAACCGGGCAGGGUAGGAUUGAGGGGUCGAGUGGCCUACUCCUGCCCCUAUGAGUAUGACCUGGAGCUGGGUUGUAGGGGAUGCAUGGCAGGGAGGGGUCUCAGGGGCGUGAAGCUGAGUCUGUGCCUUCAGUCACUGCCCGUUUCCGUUCUCCCUCCACCUCUGAUCUUGCUGCAAUGUUGCUCUCCGCUGGCGAGUUCCUGCAUUCAUUUCCUUUCCAGAACCAGCUGAUGAUUUUGCAGCCUGCCUUAUUUAAAUUAUAAAACUUUUUUUUGGAAUAAACAUUUUAAAAAAAUACAAAGAAA